AUGGGUAACGUCACAUCCGUCACGGGCGUCAAAUCCCCCAAUUUCUACGAGCAAGGAAACGGCAUCAAUGAGAUCUGGGUAGACGGUGUCGAGGUGAUCUCACGGUUACCGUUCGGGGAUUCGGACUUGGGCCAAGCAGGUUGGCUUCCAGGAGACUGGCCCAAAAUCCCGUGGCAUCAAUUCAUCAUCCCAAUGAAACGAGAUCUUCAGAGCAACAUCGACAGUCUCUACUUCACAAUGUCCCAAAACCAGACUUGCAAGUGCCAGUGUGAAGAGAGAUUCCCGGAGGAUGGAUACUUCGGCUUGUACAAUGGAUGGGACACAAAGUCUGUCAUGUGGUUCACCAUUUUCUCACUGGGGUUGGGAUACUCUACUCUAAUUUAUCUUGCGCGUUUGGUUCAAAGCGACCGUUUUUCUUUGCAACUGCACAAGUUCAAGCCCGAUGUGCCCGGCAUGGUUGACCAUGUAUGCAGGACUCCCAUCGGCAUUCGAAAGUGGCAGGAUUUGAAUCCCUGGUUCUGGAAGUACCUCUUGCGCAUCUUUGCCAUCUUUAUAUUCGGUAUCGUCUGUGUGCUACUUGCACUUCCAGGCGCUAUUGCCCUGAAGGAUCUGACGGGCCCAGAGGUCUAUUACGUUAUUUGCAAGUGGAUUGGAAUCAAUUUGACGAUUCAUUGCGCCAUGCAGAUAUUUUGCAACUUGCUUGGACUGUUCAUGGAUAUGCUUAUCCAGAAAAACGAUAAACUCCCAUCGGACCUCAUCGACAUCGAAGAACUGAAAGAAGAUUCCUGA
Molecule: messenger RNA, 789 nt
Organism: Penicillium odoratum
Lineage: Eukaryota; Fungi; Ascomycota; Eurotiomycetes; Eurotiales; Aspergillaceae
Exons: 1
Coding region: 1-789 (262 amino acids)
Source: RefSeq, a predicted model, not a curated record